Molecule: messenger RNA, 2668 nt
Organism: Odobenus rosmarus divergens (Pacific walrus)
Lineage: Eukaryota; Metazoa; Chordata; Mammalia; Carnivora; Odobenidae
Gene: SLAIN2
Product: SLAIN motif family, member 2
Exons: 8
Coding region: 422-2170 (582 amino acids)
Biological process (GO): positive regulation of microtubule polymerization; microtubule nucleation; cytoplasmic microtubule organization
Cellular component (GO): microtubule plus-end
Source: RefSeq, a predicted model, not a curated record
GCGGACACGCCCCUUCCGGCCUAAGACCCGCCCACCGGUUUCGCCCACGGCCCCGCCCCUCCGCGCGCUCAGCGCUCGGUCCUCUCAGCGCCCGCCGCUGGCCGCGUCCACCCCCGACGCUCUGAGGUCACCGACGGGGCCGAGCUGCGGGGGGCGGAGGGACGGAGGGAAGAUGGCGGCCAAGGCCGGAUAUUGGCGCCGCCUCCCCCAAUCCUGGAGCCGGCGCAGAUGAGGCGGCUCGGCUGGGGCCAGCAGCGCUUCGGAACCCGAGCUGGGGGGACCCUGGCGGUGGGGCCUGGCCCUGCUGUAUGCCGGCGCCUCGGCUAGAGUGAGCGGCGGCGGCGACGCCUCUUUGCCCUGGCCCUCUCCCUGUCGCUGUGAGUCCGAGCGGGUGGCAGGCGGCACAGGCGGCGGGGCCGGGAUGGAGGACGUUAACUCCAACGUGAACGCGGACCAGGAGGUGCGGAAGCUGCAGGAGCUGGUGAAGAAGCUGGAGAAGCAGAACGAACAGCUGAGGAGCCGCUCGGGGGCCGUGCAGGGCGUCGGCUCCCUCGGGCCCGGCAGUCCGGUUCGGGCUGGCUCGUCCACUCCCUCCUCCGGCGCGGCGUCCCCUCGGGGCUUCCCCUUGGGCCUCAGCGCCAAGUCCGGCGGCGGGGUCGGGUCGGGCCCGAGGCGGACGAGUAGCGAGGAGCUGCGGGACGCCACCUCCUUGCUGGCAGCGGGCGAGGGCGGCUUGCUGGACGAGGUGGAGCCGCUGCGGCCCGAGGAGCUGGAGCGCCUGUCAGGCUGGGAGGAGGAGGAAGAGAGCUGGCUGUAUUCAUCACCAAAGAAAAAACUUACACCAAUGCAGAAAUCAGUUAGUCCAUUAGUUUGGUGCAGGCAAGUUUUGGAUUACCCAAGUCCUGAUGUUGAAUGUGCUAAAAAGUCUCUUAUCCACAAACUUGAUCAAACUAUGUCAGCUCUCAAGAGGCAGAAUUUAUAUAAUAAUCCUUUCAACUCCAUGAGUUACGCAAGUCCUUACAGUCCGAAUGCAAGUAGCCCAUACAGCAGUGGUUUCAAUUCUCCAUCCUCAACCCCAGUGCGACCUCCUAUAGUCAAACAGCUAAUACUUCCUGGAAAUUCAGGUAAUUUGAAAAGUUCAUCAGACAGAAAUCCUCCACUCAGCCCUCAGUCCUCUAUAGACAGUGAGUUAAGUGCUUCAGAAUUAGAUGAAGAUUCAAUUGGAUCCAAUUAUAAGCUAAAUGAUGUAACUGAUGUACAGAUUCUGGCUCGGAUGCAGGAAGAAAGUCUCCGUCAAGAGUAUGCAGCCACCACAUCUCGGCGCAGUUCUGGUUCAUCUUGCAAUUCUACAAGACGGGGUACUUUUAGUGAUCAGGAACUUGAUGCGCAAAGUUUAGAUGAUGAAGAUGACAAUAUGCAUCAUGCAGUAUACCCUGCUGUUAACAGGUUUUCACCAUCACCACGCAAUUCACCUCGACCAUCACCUAAGCAAUCACCCAGAAAUUCACCUCGUUCACGAUCUCCUGCUCGGGGAAUAGAAUAUAGUAGAGUGUCCCCACAGCCUAUGAUUAGCCGCUUACAACAACCUCGCCUUUCACUUCAAGGUCAUCCCACAGAUUUACAGACAAGCAGUGUCAAAAAUGAAGAAAAACUGAGACGCAGUCUUCCAAACCUGUCCCGAACAUCUAGUACACAAGUUGACUCAGUGAAAAGCAGCAGAAGUGACUCAAAUUUUCAAGUGCCAAAUGGAGGAAUACCUCGCAUGCAACCUCAGGCUUCAGCCAUACCUUCUCCAGGCAAAUUCCGCUCCCCUGCAGCACCAUCUCCUUUGGCUCUCCGGCAACCAGUAAAAGCAUUUAGUAACCAUGGCUCUGGUUCUCCUGGUAGCCAAGAAACAACACAGCUCACACAGACCACCUCCUCACCUGGGCCUCCCAUGGUUCAGAACACAGUCCCAGCAAAUCCUCCGAACAAUAUCAACAGCACUACUCUAACCAGACCUGCAGGGACAACCGCGAUGAGAAGUGGCUUGCCCAGACCCAGUGCCCCUUCUGCUGGGGGUAUACCAGUGCCUCGCAGCAAACUUGCACAGCCUGUUCGCAGAUCCUUGCCAGCUCCUAAAACCUAUGGUAGCAUGAAAGAUGACAGUUGGAAAGAUGGCUGUUAUUGACCAGCAAAGAUGAGAAUGCAGAGGUCCACAGCUUCAUGGAUACCCCUUCACCAGGCUAAAAGACAACUUUUAUAUGCAGACUGUUCAGAUGAGACUCUUGGGGUUUAUAAAUCCCAGCCCUCUCUGUCUUAAUUAGCACAAACUGACAGAGAUGAUCAAGCAGCACUUUAAUGACAUUUAACAUCAGAUGUGUUUGGUAAUCAUACAAUCACUCUCCAUGGAAUCACAUUUAGUUUUGUUUAAUAGAAACUAAGUUGAUUUUUUAAUAUUUGACAGAGGCCAAUACCUGGGCAAAAAACUAACGGAUGCCAAAGAGAAAUGCCCAUUUGUAAAUGAGAGAAUACCUUUGUGCACAAGAAAAUGGUGAAUUCAAGCUAUCCAAAACUUCACAUUCAACCUAAUUUACUGUAUAAAUAGCAUCAAUAAAUAUUUGUGUUAAUGAGAACUAAUAUUCUGACUAAUUAUCUAAAAUGUUUCACUAGUGUUUCACUAGUACUC